AUGGCAGCCCCUCUCACCCAGAGCCAGAUCGAUCUCGUCAAGUCGACAGCUCCUGUCCUCAAGGAGUACGGUGUGACAAUCACAACAAAGUUCUACGAGAACAUGCUUCGGGAGGUUCCCGAACUCAACAACAUAUUCAGCACUACCAGCCAGAGGACAGGUCGCCAGCCGCGGGCCCUUGCUAACGCUGUGCUCGCGUAUGCCACUUAUGUCGAUGAUCUCGACAAGCUGAAGCACGCCGUCGAACGUAUUGCGCAUAAGCACGUUUCUCUGCAGGUUACAGCGGAGCAGUACGACAUCGUCGGCAAGUACCUGAUUCAGGCUAUCGGCCAGGUUCUUGGCGCGGCCGCCACUCCUGAGAUCGUCGACGCCUGGGUUGCUGCCUACGGUGUACUAGCCAAGAUCUUCAUCAAGGUCGAAGGCGACCUCUACAAGCAGAAUAAGGCCGACAAGUGGCUCGGUUGGCGCAAGUUCCGUAUUGUCCGAAAGGAGCGUGAAAGCGAUAGCAUCACCAGCUUCUAUCUGGCUCCGUCUGACGGCGCUCUCCCACUGCCCCGUUUCCAGCCUGGCCAAUACGUCAGCUUGCAGGUUGAUGUCCCCGAGUUAGGCUAUCUGCAAAGCCGGCAGUACAGCUUGAGCGAGGGCUAUUCCCCGGAGUCUGGCUACUACCGCAUCAGCGUUAAGAAGGAGGAGGGUACGGAAGCCGGCAUCCCGGGCAUUAUCUCUAACAAGCUGCACGAGAAGUACAACGUCGGUGAUGAGGUCGAGCUGUCACAUCCGCAGGGCGAGUUCUUCCUGGACCCAACCGACGCUUCGAAGGCCGGCGUUCCUGUUGUGCUCAUCUCUGCUGGUGUUGGCGCCACUCCGCUUAAGGCCAUUCUAGAUAGCCUCACCGGGCCCUCGGCGGUUGUUAAGCGGCCCAUCUCUUGGAUUCACGCCUCUCGCUCUCGCGCCGUGCAGCCGUUUGGAGAUGCGGUUCGGGAGAUUACCAAGGCCAAUGACAACGUCAACUCAGUCGUUUUCCUCAAGAAUGUCGGUCCCGAAGAUCAGGAAGGCGUUCACUACCAGUUUGCGGGCACUCGUCUCUCUCUGGAGAAGCUGGAUGCCGAGAAGGACUUGUUCGUGAACAACCCACAGGCCGAAUACUACAUUUGUGGACCGGAGAGCUUUAUGAUAGAUGUCAGGCGUGGUCUUGUUGGCAUGGGCGUGGACAAGAACAGAGUUUUCUUGGAGCUUUUCUCUACGGGUGACGUUCCGGACGAGUGA
This is a messenger RNA of Thermochaetoides thermophila DSM 1495, 1266 nucleotides long. RefSeq lists its product as uncharacterized. The coding region runs from base 1 to 1266 and encodes 421 amino acids. NCBI's taxonomy places the organism in Eukaryota, Fungi, Ascomycota, Sordariomycetes, Sordariales, Chaetomiaceae. Gene Ontology annotation, biological process: nitric oxide catabolic process; cellular response to nitrosative stress. Gene Ontology annotation, molecular function: heme binding; oxygen binding; FAD binding. Gene Ontology annotation, cellular component: intracellular anatomical structure. The transcript has a single exon. The record is from RefSeq and is a predicted model, not a curated record.